Urocitellus parryii (Arctic ground squirrel) is the source of this 3849-nucleotide messenger RNA. RefSeq names its product amine oxidase copper containing 2 (gene Aoc2). The record is from RefSeq and is a predicted model, not a curated record. Gene Ontology annotation, molecular function: copper ion binding; quinone binding; primary methylamine oxidase activity. Gene Ontology annotation, cellular component: plasma membrane. NCBI's taxonomy places the organism in Eukaryota, Metazoa, Chordata, Mammalia, Rodentia, Sciuridae. Gene Ontology annotation, biological process: amine metabolic process.
AGACACCUCCAGCCAUGCUAUUGUGUGUCCUUUUGCCAACUGAGCUGCCUCUUUUUCUAGGUUAGUGGAAAGACUGAGACAUGCCCACCAAGAGGGACGGGUGGGUCCUUCUUUUGUGUUCAUUUUGAAAUUAUGUGAAAGUUAGCUCUUCCCAAACCUUAGCUGCCUUUUGUCCUACCUGCACAAGAUCCCAGUUCCUUCCUUCCCAUGAGCUGCCAGUAGAGGCUGCUAUAGUUCCAUGUGGGGAAUGAUGUGGUCAAGGAAUAUCCUUCUCAGUCAGACUUUUUCUUUACCUUAUAUUAAUUCUCCUCUCUGAAUAAUGUCUUAAAUUGUUGAGGAGAUUCUGGUCUUGGUUUUAAAAUUACUUGGAGGGCUGCUUAGGACUCUUAUUUCCCUCUGAAAUAAAGUUUCCUCAUCUUGCAAGUAGCUUUAUGGUUUCCAGUGAUCCCAUUGUUUCUGUAAAGAGUUUUAAGGUCUUAAACAAUGAAAGUACAUCUACUCUGUUCUCUUUCACAGAUUAGUACCAAUAGCUAGCAGUUUUUUGACUACCUACCCUGUGUUGGGUUGGUAAGCACUUGAUGUGCAUGAUCAUAUUUAAUCUUCAAGAAUCUAUUGGGUAGUUUUAUGCCUUCUGUAUGCCUUCUGUAUAGGUGAGGACUCAGAAUUUAAGUCUCUCCCCUAAGAUCACAUAGCUUAGGAAGCUGGAAUCUGAAUACAAAGGCCAGGCCCUCAACCUGUCCUCCUUUCUCACUGAUUAGAUAGAAGAAGCCUGAGGCUAAAUCAGGGGAUUGCCAUUAGGUCACAGGCAAAACUGAGUGCUUACUGCUGAAAGGGGCAGUAUAUCCUGGAGCUACUGGGGUAUAGUACAGUCUAGUGCCUGGCAGAAAGUUAAAAAAAAAAUGGUUUAAUUGCCUAUAUGUGUGAUAUGCAGAACUGAAUUAGGCACCAGAGAUUUGCUUUCUUCUCAGACCUAUUCUGGGUGGAAGGUGAAGUUUCAUAUCAUUAGCCCAGAUGCAUUUUCAACUGGUCUAAGUGAUGGGAAUCAGUGGUUGAUACUGACUGCUACUAGUAGGAGUUCAGGGACAAGGAAAAAGCCAAACCACAGGGCAGAAAAUUGGAACAAAAUUAUGCAAAUCAGGUUAGACAUUUCCUGUCCAACCCACAGGGUGGAGUUUUCUCCAUUCGUAUCCAUCCUACUGAAUAUAAACACUGACUUGAUGUCAGGAACUGGAAGGAGCUGCUAGCAGGAUUCUGAUUUUAGUUUUCAGCAUCUACCAUGAAGCUCAAGGUGGUUCUGGUAUUCCUGGUGCUGUCCCUUGUUACCAUCUUCACUCUGGCCUACAUCUUGUUGACCAGGCAAGGUGGUUCCAGCCAGCAUCCUCGCUGUCCCUCCGUAUAUCCCAGUGCCCAGCCCUGGACAUACCCUGCCCAGAGCCAGCUGUUUGCAGACCUGAGCCCAGAGGAGCUGACAGCUGUGAUGAGUUUUCUGGCCCAGAAGCUGGGGCCAGGGCUGGUGGAUGCAGCCCAGGCUCGCUCCUCAGACAACUGUGUCUUCUCAGUGGAGCUGCAGCUGCCCCCCAAGGCUGCAGCCUUGACCCACUUGGACAGAGGGGGCCCAUCACCUGCCCGAGAAGCGCUGGCCAUCAUCUUCUUUGGCGGACAACCCCAGCCCAAUGUGAGUGAACUGGUGGUGGGGCCACUGCCUCACCCCUCCUACAUGCGGGAUGUGACUGUGGAACGUCAUGGUGGUCCACUGCCCUAUCACCGACGUCCCAUGCUGAGAUCUGAAUUGGUACAGACAUGGAGGCAUUUGAAAGAGGUGGAACUACCCAAGGCACCUGUCUUCCUGGCUUCUGUCCUGAACUACAAUGGCUCCACUUUGGCACCUCUACAUUCCUCCCCUAGAGGUUUGCGCUCAGGGGACCGGGCUACCUGGAUUGCCCUCUAUCAUAAUGUCUCAGGUCUUGGUAUUUUCCUUCACCCUGUGGGGCUGGAAAUACUGUUGGAUCACAGUGCCCUGGACCCUGCCCGCUGGACUGUCCAGCAGGUCUUCUACCUUGGGCACUACUAUGCAGACUUGGGCCAAUUAGAAUGGGAGUUUAAAGCUGGCCGGCUAGAAGUGGUUAGAGUGCCUCUACCCACACCAAAUGGGUCUUCAUCCCUCAGGUCCCGAAUCACCCUGGGCCCUCUUCCCCCACUUCAUUUCUCACACCAGGGUUCUCAGUACAGUGUACAAGGGAACUUGGUGGUAUCCCCCCUCUGGACAUUGAGCUUUGGCCAUGGGGUGUUUAGUGGCAUAAGGAUUUUUGAUGUUCGAUUCAAGGGUGAGCGAGUGGCCUAUGAAGUCAGUGUCCAGGAGUGCCUGUCUGUCUACGGUGCUGACUCACCCAAGACAAUGAUGACCCGAUAUUUGGAUAGCAGCUAUGGACUUGGCCUUAACAGCCGAGGCUUAGUACGGGGUGUGGACUGCCCCUAUCAAGCCACAAUGGUGGACAUCCACAUAUUAGCAGGCAAAGGGACAGUCCAGCUGCUCCCAGGGGCAGUGUGUGUAUUUGAGGAGGUUCAGGGACUACCUCUUCGAAGGCACCACAAUUACAUUGAGAGUCAUUUCUAUGGUGGUUUGGCCAGCUCAGCCCUUGUGGUCAGGUCUGUGUCAUCUGUGGGUAACUAUGACUACAUUUGGGACUUUGUGUUGCACCCAAAUGGGGCGCUUGAAGGGCGGGUCCAUGCCACAGGCUAUGUCAACACAGCUUUCCUGAGUGGAGGAGCAGAGAGCCUCCUCUUUGGUAAUCGAGUAGGGGAACGGGUGCUGGGGGCGGUGCACACGCACGCCUUCCACUUCAAGCUGGACCUGGAUGUGGCAGGGCUGAAAAACUGGGUGGUAGCAGAAGACGUGGUGUUUAAACCUGUUGCAGUCCCCUGGAGCCCAGAGCACCAGCUGCAGCGCCCACAGCUGACACGGCAGGUCCUGAGAAGGGAGGAUUUGGCAGCAUUUUCCUGGGGAAGCCCCCUUCCCCGCUACCUUUACCUGGCCAGCAACCAGACUAAUGCCUGGGGUCAUCAGCGUGGAUACCGAAUCCAGAUCCACAGCCCCCCUGGCAUACACAUGCCCCUGGAGAGCAGCAUGGAGAGGGCCCUCAGCUGGGGGAGAUACCAGCUUGUGGUGACCCAGAGGAAGGAGAAGGAAUCACAGAGCAGCAGCAUCUAUUUCCAGUCUGACAUCUGGACACCCUCAAUUGUCUUCGCUGACUUCAUCAACAACGAAACCCUCUUAGGAGAGGAUCUGGUGGCUUGGGUUACAGCCAGCUUCCUGCACAUUCCCCAUGCUGAGGAUGUCCCCAAUACGGUGACUUUGGGGAACAGAGUUGGCUUCUUGCUCCAACCUCAUAACUUCUUUGAUGAAGACCCCUCCAUCUUCUCCCCUGGCAGUGUCUACUUUGAGAGGGGCCAGGAUGCUGGGCUCUGCAGUAUCAACCCUGUAGCCUGCACCCCCAACUUGGCAGCCUGUGUCCCAGACCUUCCCCUUUUUUCUUAUCAAGGUUUCUAGAUCUGAGAGUAGGGGGAAACAGGGGGUAGGGGUAGGGAGCAGCAUCUGAUGAGAGACACUUGCCUUCUCCAUUCCCCCUUCAGUUCCCUGUGUUUUUAUCACAUUGCUCCUCAGACUCUUUACCCUCCGUACUCCUUAGGGAAUAUCCUCCUCCCAAGCUAUAAAAUCUCCAUGUGUCACUUUGGUUAAUUCUUACUGUCUGCUCAUUUUGUAAAUGACAAAUUUAUAAAAACAAUUUUGAAAUAUUCAAGCAAAAACACCACAAAUCCCACCACUCAGAAUUAGCUGAUGUUUGCAUCAUA